Messenger RNA from Marasmius oreades (fairy-ring Marasmius), 1269 nucleotides. RefSeq lists its product as uncharacterized. The coding region runs from base 1 to 1269 and encodes 422 amino acids. The transcript has a single exon. The record is from RefSeq and is a predicted model, not a curated record. Lineage: Eukaryota; Fungi; Basidiomycota; Agaricomycetes; Agaricales; Marasmiaceae.
AUGAAUUGGGUCAAUUACGAUGCGGCGAUUGUCGUGAAGCUUCGCUGCCACAUGGUGGAAUGGCCUGAAGGUGUUGACUUCAGCAGCCCAUCAGCAAUGACCAACCGUGAACACCUUAUGCAACUUCUGGAUGCCCUGAAGAGCGGAGUAUGCUAUUGGCAUUGUAUGAGUACGAAGCAGGUCCACGCGCAUAAGGAUUGGCUGGAGAAGGAGCAGGAGGCUGGACGAAAGGAGCCCAAAAAGAGGGCACCAAGGGCUGACAAGGGUAAAACCCGAGGACAAUACAAGCCUCAUAAAGCCACCAGCUUGGACACCCCCAUCGACAAUCUCGCUGAAACCUCACCUUCGUCGACUUCCAAUGCCACUAGCAUGGACACCCCCGUCAACAGCUACCCUGAACCCUCGCCUUCGUCGACUUCCAAUACCGCUAGCUCGGACGCCCCCAUUAGCAAUCUCGCCGAAGCCUCACCUUCGCCAACCUCGAAUGUCUCUAGCAUACACUGUAUUGACAGCAGCCCAUCUCCUGAUGUCGCCACCACUCCAGCAGCCACAGCAAUGCCUACAGACGCCCAUACUUGCCAUACUCCCAACAGCCCUGCUAACGCAAUCGUUGAUUCAAAAACCCCCUCGACGCCUUCAAAUAUCUUGUCGCCCUCCACAGAUGUCACGGCUAUGAAACAGAAGCAAAAAGAGGAGUAUGAGCCAGGCAGAAAGAAGAGGCAGAAGAAAAACAGCACCAGCAAGCCUGAAUCUUCCCAACCUCGACACCGUGGACGCCCUCGAAAAAACACUCACCGUGCCAAUGCUGAAACACCCCCAUCAUCUGAACCAAUUGCACCCUUUGUCCCAGCACCUGCUCUGCUACGUAUGACCAUGGCUCCUAUCGAAACAUCCCAUUUCGCCUUCGCAAUGCCCUUCCCAAAACCCCCUCACAAUCUCGAAAAUCCUUCUCUGCUACUGGCCAACAACGGCAGCUCCAUAAAGGCAACAGAGGCUGUGGGUAACAUUCUGCAACUGAGCCACCGAGUCCCAGAAGCAAAGGAACCAUUCGCCGAUGUCUCGCUGGGCUUGGCUGCAAACCACGAUCCUACUGACAAUGUCGCAAGCAUGGACAGGGCCAGCUUCAGCAACAACGGCCAGAAUUCCAUGUUCACAGAGCAGGAGCUGCAGGACUUGAUGGUUUGGAGCAUGGGCGAAGGGGAGGUCUACUCAACCAACGCCAACUACACUGAAAGCUCCCUAACUGCCAUGCUCUACAGUGAGGAGUAA